CGGCCCCCGGGCCAUGCCGCCCAGCGCGGCGGACUCGCUGUACAUCGGGCUGGAGCUGGUGAUCGCCGCGCUGUCCAUCGCCGGCAACGUGCUGGUGUGCUGGGCCGUGGCCACCAACAGCAGGCUGAAGAACGCCACCAACUAUUUCCUAGUGUCCCUGGCGGUGGCCGACAUCGCCGUGGGGCUGCUGGCCAUCCCCUUCGCCGUGGUCAUCAGCAUCGGGCUCCGCACCGACUUCCACAGCUGCCUCUUCCUCGCCUGCUUCGUGCUGGUCCUCACCCAGAGCUCCAUCUUCAGCAUGCUGGCCGUGGCCAUCGACAGGUACCUGGCCAUCAAGUUCCCGCUCAGGUACAAGGGUUUGGUGACUGGGAGGAGAGCAAGGAGCGUCAUAGCUCUGCUUUGGAUUCUCUCCUUUGGCAUUGGCUUGACUCCACUCAUGGGGUGGCACACGGGCUUCGGAAACGCUACCGAAAACUGCUCCAAUACCACACAGCACCAGAGGGACCCUACCUGUGACACGGAUGUUGAAUGUCUCUUUGAGAAUGUUGUCACCAUGAGCUACAUGGUCUAUUUCAACUUCUUCGGGUGCGUUUUACUGCCACUCAUCAUCAUGCUGGGAAUCUACAUCAAGAUAUUUAUAGUGGCCUGCAAGCAGUUUCGGCGCAUAGAGCUGAUGGACAAUUCACGGACCAUCCUCCAAAGGGAGGUCAACGCAGCCAAGUCUCUGGCUAUCAUUGUGGGGAUUUUCGCCCUGUGUUGGUUGCCCCUCCACACCAUGAACUGCAUCACUUUCUUUCACUCUAAAAUUCAGGAGAAACGGGCCUUCUACGGGCCUAUCAUCUUGUCCCAUGCCAAUUCAGUCAUCAACCCCAUUAUCUACGCCUACCGGAUCAGAGACUUUCGCUGCACCUUCCGUAAGAUCAUUUCCAAGUACAUCCUCUGUAGGAAGGAUGAGUUUCCCAAGGGCAGCAAUGGACACUCCAGGAAGUCACACAUCAGCAAUGUGGACACCUGCCAUGCCUGUGUGUAACUGUCCCCUUCCUUCGCCACAAGGACACAGGUGAUAUCACUAUCACUCCCAGAUGAGCCCGCGAGAGGACAGCUUCCAUCUCAGUGCCUCAGCAGAUGGAAGUACUGGGCACAUCUGCAUGCUUUAAGGGAGGCUGAUGGUUGAAGAGGGAAAUCUACCACUGUGGUAUUAACCUCUGUUUUGGGGUGAAUUCUGAUGUCCUUAAGUUUGUUCAAAAGUUAACUUGGCAUACACUGUACAAGUACUUAGCCAUGACUUGCUGGUAGUGCCUUAUGUUUUUCACCAAUUAUCUGGUGCAGUGUGUAUUCUCAAAUGGGAGAGACUUUUAAGGCCAGUGUUACUGUGAAAACACGAGGGUUUCAGCCCAGAGUUUUUGGGCUACGUUAAAAACCCGUGAAACUUGGAUCCUGACAGAUGUGAACUUGCUCCAGGAAGGAAGUCUGGUGUGGAGGAAAUGGGAGCUAACUGUAAGAGUCUGUGUGUGAUUGACACCUGUGAUGAUUUAAAACCACUUUGUUUACAAAUGGUGCCGAGGGAAAGGUUGAAGAAAGGAGGGUUUGCUGCCAGUUCACGAGAUGGUUACCUUACCUUGCAUAGCUUCAAGGUCUUGCCUAACCAAAAAACAGGUAAAGGGGGGAGGAGCGGGUGUGAGGAUAAGAGCAGCGGCUCCCUUAGAGACGGGCAUAAACAGAGCACGAUUCAUCUGUAAAUACAUAACUAACCUAACUAGACAAAGGCAGUUCAUUUUCAUUUGUAUUAUUAUAACAUAAGACUGUCACUAAGUUUCAAUUCUCCCAUUGACAGCAGUGAGUAAUGGACGUGAAUCCUUCAACACCUUCUGCUGACAUGCUUGCUGGGCCUGCACUGGGCAUUAGCCCAGGAUGAGGUAAAUUAAGCUUUUAAAAUGAAGUGUGGCAAAAGACACUGUUCAAAACUGUGAGAGGUUUUCCGAUUUCGCAACAUUAGUUAGCUUAAGGCUUACGCUAAUUUAAGACUAAAUUAAAACUUUUUUUGUUUA
Ornithorhynchus anatinus (platypus) is the source of this 2048-nucleotide messenger RNA. It is a transcript of the gene ADORA2B, whose product is annotated as adenosine A2b receptor. Gene Ontology annotation, cellular component: membrane. Lineage: Eukaryota; Metazoa; Chordata; Mammalia; Monotremata; Ornithorhynchidae. The transcript has 2 exons. Gene Ontology annotation, molecular function: G protein-coupled adenosine receptor activity. The record is from RefSeq and is a predicted model, not a curated record. Bases 14 to 1030 code for a protein of 338 amino acids. Gene Ontology annotation, biological process: vasodilation; G protein-coupled adenosine receptor signaling pathway; adenylate cyclase-activating G protein-coupled receptor signaling pathway.